This is a messenger RNA of Tupaia belangeri chinensis (Chinese tree shrew), 2683 nucleotides long. RefSeq names its product NGFI-A binding protein 2 (gene NAB2). Gene Ontology annotation, molecular function: transcription factor binding; transcription coregulator activity. NCBI's taxonomy places the organism in Eukaryota, Metazoa, Chordata, Mammalia, Scandentia, Tupaiidae. Gene Ontology annotation, biological process: negative regulation of DNA-templated transcription. Gene Ontology annotation, cellular component: nucleus. The record is from RefSeq and is a predicted model, not a curated record. The transcript has 5 exons. The coding region runs from base 649 to 1935 and encodes 428 amino acids.
AAGAGAGGCCUUGGGGCUAGAGAGCAAGGGUGGGUUAAAGAGGCACUAGGGGAAAAGCUGAGGGGACAGUCCACCCGGCUCGCUGAGCUCCCAGAGUGAGAAAGCCAGGGAAGGGCCACACCCCUCCCUCUCAGCCACCUGGUCAGAUGCCACCAAGCUGGCCAGCCGUGGGGCCCCGUGUCCAUCAUGGGUAGAGCUAGGGUCCAACACACUUAAACGAGGGAUGUCACAUUAAGUAUCCUGACCCUGCUGGGUGCUUAGGGUUGGAAGGUAAGCACUGUAUAUGGAGGAGGCACCCGUCCUGGUGGGUAUGUUCAGGGACUCAGUGCCCAAGGUCUUUUUAGCAUAAACCAGAAGGAUAGAAGCUGAACAUGGGGAUAGGGCUUUGCCAGAGAGACAGCACUGGCUGUUGAUGUUUCUGGCCAGUCUGGGGUGGCACUGUUAUGUCUGUGUCCCCGAGCAGAGCAAUACCUAAUCAUCAGUCUGUACUCAGACUUGGGCCUUGGGCAGAGAGAGCAUGUAGAUGAGAGGGGGGAAGAAAAGUCCAGAACGAGAAGACAAUUGCUGGUGUGGGUUGUGCCCAGCAGCGAGACUUGCACUGACUGCCUCUCGCUCCUGCCCCUCCUCCGCAGGCCCAGCGCUGGGACCAUGGCCCUGCCUCGGACGCUGGGGGAGCUGCAGCUGUACCGGGUACUGCAGCGCGCCAAUCUCCUCUCCUACUAUGAGACCUUCAUCCAGCAGGGAGGGGACGAUGUGCAGCAGCUGUGCGAGGCGGGCGAGGAGGAGUUCCUGGAGAUCAUGGCACUCGUGGGCAUGGCCACCAAGCCCCUUCAUGUCCGGCGCCUGCAGAAGGCACUGAGAGAGUGGGCUACCAAUCCAGGGCUCUUCAGCCAACCAGUGCCUGCUGUGCCCGUUUCCAGCAUCCCGCUCUUCAAGAUCUCUGAGACUGCGGGCACCCGGAAAGGGAGCAUAAGUAAUGGGCAUGGUAGCCCAGGGGAAAAGGCGGGCAGUGCCCGCAGUUUCAGUCCCAAGAGUCCCCUUGAACUUGGAGAGAAGCUAUCACCACUGCCUGGGGGACCUGGGGCAGGGGACCCCCGGAUCUGGCCUGGUCGGAGCACUCCAGAAUCGGACGUUGGAGCGGGAGGAGAAGAGGAGGCUGGCUCGCCCCCCUUCUCCCCACCUGCUGGGGGAGGAGUCCCUGAGGGGACUGGGGCUGGAGGGCUGGCAGCAGGUGGGGCUGGGGGCGGGCCAGACCGACUGGAGCCAGAGAUGGUGCGCAUGGUGGUGGAGAGUGUGGAGAGGAUCUUCCGGAGCUUUCCUAGGGGAGAUGCUGGGGAGGUCACGUCUCUGCUGAAGCUGAAUAAGAAGCUGGCACGGAGCGUGGGGCACAUCUUUGAGAUGGAUGAUAAUGACAGCCAGAAAGAAGAGGAGAUCCGCAAGUAUAGCAUCAUCUAUGGUCGCUUUGACUCCAAGCGGCGGGAAGGCAAGCAGCUUAGUCUGCAUGAGUUGACCAUCAAUGAGGCUGCUGCACAGUUCUGCAUGAGAGACAAUACGCUCUUACUGCGCAGGGUGGAACUCUUCUCCCUGUCUCGCCAGGUGGCCCGAGAGAGCACCUACCUGUCGUCUUUGAAGGGCUCCAGGCUCCAUCCUGAAGAAUUAGGAGGCCCCCCACUGAAGAAGCUGAAACAAGAGGUUGGAGAACAGAGUCACCCUGAAAUCCAGCAGCCUCCUCCAGGCCCUGAGUCUUACGCACCCCCGUACCGUCCCAGUCUGGAGGAAGACAGUGCCAGCCUCUCUGGGGAGAGUCUAGACGGACACUUGCAGGAGUUCGAGGAAGGGCUGCUGGACCGGUGUCCCUCCCCAGGAUCCCACCCGACACUGGUGGAGGGCCGCAGAAGCAGCGUGAAAGUGGAGGCUGAGGCCAGCCGGCAGUGAGGGGCAGACUGGUGUCCCCAGACCCAUGGCCCCAGGCUUCGGACUCACACAGACCCUUACGUUCUCCGUCCCAGAAUCUAGUCACAACCCUGGAUCCUUUCGCUGCCCUUCUCCUGCCUCCCGACCUGCUCCAUGGGCGUAGGACUAUGGGGCUUCAAGCAAUAACGAGCAGGGGCCUGCGAGAGGACACAAGGACGGUGCGUGGUGCCCCCUCACCCUUGCCCAGAGCAAGGGGGCGAGGACUCUGCCUCCAGGCUCUGGGGCUCUCCCUCCCUCACACAGCACACUCCCAUUCUCUAGGCUUGCGCCAUGGUGUGAGCAGUUGGACUCAGUUUGGACAUGGGGGAAAGGGGACUUCCCUGGGAAGGUCCAGCAGCUAAAAAUGGCAGCAUUUCCCCCCAGAGCUGGGGGCCUGGAAACACUGGACCUGUUCCUUCUCCCUUCUUCCCCCAUAUCGUGCUUCUAGUUUGUUCCUUUUAAUUUAAUAAGUGCUGCAGUUUGCCCACCCAUCCCCAUCUCUCCCCCUGAGUCCUCAGCAAUUAUUUUCCUCCUGCCCUCCAGGUGGGGGGGGGUGAUGUGGGAUCCCUUCACCAGCCCCCUUGGGAGACCUGGGUUUGACUCAGGGGCUCCCCCAGCUAGGGGCUGGGGUGCAGCACCUAUCUGACCAGUUAGAGCAUCUUUCUUUUCAGAUUGUGUACAGUAGAUUAUUUAUUUUGUUAUUUUGGAAUAAAAUUUAUUUUAUGGCUUA